CUUCUGAAAGGGCCACGAUCGCACGGAAGCCCUGCCUUGAACGGCGCAAGUGUUAGCUUCCCGUCAAAACAAACCGUAAGUUGCUGGCAUAAACUAAUCAAAUGUGGAUGAGCACUUUUAUAACAUGACGCAUUUUCUGUCGCAUACGACAGGUUCGGGCUCAGACGGUUAAGUACUUGCAUAUUACAAAAAAAAGAAAAGAGAAUUCAAUACAAUUGGCAUACUGUUUACUGCAAUUUUAGGUUUAGGUUUACAGGGUCAAAAAGUAGCGUUUCAAUUUGGGAUUCCUUCCUCAAAAGUCCCCCUUUUUCAUUUUUGUUCUCCAAUCAAAAGAAGUUGGGCAAACAAAAUGUCCUCGUGGCAGCAGGACUCUGAGUUGUCCGAGGAGCACCUGAAGGCAGCACGGGGAGGCGUUUCCAUCCUCUGCGUCUAUCAUCCUCCUCCUCCUCCUCCUCUUCCUCGUAUUUCUCGCCGCAUCUCCCUCCACCACCUGCCACAGCAGCGACGCAGAGAGAGAGGGAAAGGCAGGGUGAGAGAGGAGAGAGAGGAGAGAGAGAGAGAGAGAGAGAGAGAGAGAGAGAGAUACUGUAAAUAGAGAGAGAGAGGGGGAGACGGAAACAGAAACAUAUGGUUUGUCUGAAGAGCGGCUGUUUCUGAGGACCGGAGCUGAAACUUAUUCCACCAACUAAUUUCGUUCGUCUUUUUUUGAUUCUAUUUUUUUUAAUUGGACACUUCUUCACCUCCUCUCCGUGUGCUCCCACCUGCGACGGGCUGUGCUCUGUGCCCUUGUUCGAGUUAGUGCGCGCUGGAUUGCGGUUAUUGGAGGCUACAGUCUAGCGUCCCUGAACGCACACACACGCACACGCGCGCGCGCACACAGACCACCACAAGACGCGGUGCAGCCUACAGAAGCCCUCUCGCGAGCAGGAUAUUGUAUUAGACAAGUUAUUCCCACGGAACGGGAAAGACAAGAGGGGCCGGACUGUCGGGCUCUCCUUUUGCCUGCACGGCUCACCGUGUGUCCUCCGGGCCCACCAGGAGGCUCUUGAACCACCACCCCCUCCCCUCUCUUGUCCUCCCUGCCUCCCCCCCCCCCUCCCCCCUCUCGGCUGCCACCUUCCCCCGGUAACGAGCCAUGUCCGGACACACCGUGACCAUCCCGGACGACCGGGCGUUCGCCAGCUUCAAGGCCGAGUGUCUCUGCGAGGAGCGCUGGAGUAUGAGCUACAGCAAGGGGGGCAUCACGGUGUGGACCCAGGGUCUGGAGGAAGGGAAGCCCGUCCACAGAAUUAAGUGUCGGAUGGUGUGCAAGGAGGUGUCAGCUGAGACCAUGUACGAUGUUCUCCAUGACAUCGAAUACAGAAGAAAAUGGGACACAAACGUUGUCGAGACUUUCGACAUCGGGAAACUCACGGUCAAUGCGGACGUUGGUUACUACUCAUGGAAGUGUCCAAAACCUGUUCGUAACCGCGAUGUAAUCACGCUUCGCUCCUGGUUGCCAAUUGGGAAAGAUUAUAUCAUCAUGAAUUACUCAGUCAAACAUGUCAAAUACCCUCCUAAAAAAGACAUGGUGCGAGCUGUGUCCAUUCAGACCGGCUACAUGAUCCAGAGCCAGGGACCCAACCACUGUACCCUCACGUACAUGGCCCACGUAGACCCACGAGGUUCAUUACCCAAGUGGGUUGUCAACAGGUCUUCUCACUACCUUGCUCCUCGCGCAAUGAAGAAGAUCAACAAAGCCUGUUUAAAGUAUUCAGAGUGGAAGCAGAAACACAACCCUGGCUUCAAGCCCUGGCUCUACCCCGAACAGACAACAUUACCCAGCAUCCCACUCUCUGAGCUCAGCAUCCAGCGUGCCGAGAGCCUGGAGAAUAUUGAUGAGAGCUCUCUGGCUGAGACACAGGAGAGAGAAGACAGCGACUAACACGCACACACACACACACACACACACACAAACACACAAACACACAAACACACACACACACACACACACACACACACACACACACAAAAUCAAACAUGCACCUUGCAACGUAACAUAGCCACAAAUGAAGAUGUGGUUGUGUGUGCACGUAUGCAUGCACAAACAUUGUUGAUUCCAUACUGUACAUACAUUAUAUGUAAGCGCUCAUGCAAACAAACCAACUCAUACUUCCCCAACUUCAUCCCAUACUUGCAUUCAUAAUAUAUGAAUACUCACAUAUGCAAUCAUGCAUCAUAGAUGCACUCACAGAUACACACACGCCAACUCACAAGGGGCUGGAAGACUGCUCAUGUUGGUAUACUAAUAUUUAACAUAGUAAAAAAGUGGCUGAAUAUGGGAUUUCUUAUGCCUAUCAAUAAUUUUCUAAUCAGGACCUAUGCACGAUGAUCAUAAAAAAAUAUAUAUUUUCAUUUAGAUUCAGUGUUAAAACAUCCUGUUCAAAAUAUGAACAAUGGAUUUCAAAGUUAUACUUUCUUCCUUGGGAAACACUGGUGCAACCCCUAAUGGUGAUGCAUACAGUAGGAACAUACCGAAUAGACACAUGGACAUACACACUGUUCAUUCGUACCACAUUUAGACACUCAGACAUACACAAAAGAUUUGUAAGUUUCUGCCCAUGUUGUCUCUGUCACUCAUUAUGUGUCUCCAUCAUAUUUUGUAAGCACAUAAUGAAUAUGCAGGUGUGAAGAAGGCAGCUGGAACACCAAAACCAACCUGCAACACCCCACAACACACAAAUACACACACUAACACACACACACAAAGACAAAUAUACAGAUCUUACACUCACACGUACUGUCUGCUCCUCUAUUUGAGAGAUGUAUGAAUGUAUGUAGAAAUAAAAAAUUAAAAAAUAUGGAUUCCUACUAAAGUUUUCAAAUUUCA
Molecule: messenger RNA, 2869 nt
Organism: Scophthalmus maximus (turbot)
Lineage: Eukaryota; Metazoa; Chordata; Actinopteri; Pleuronectiformes; Scophthalmidae
Gene: stard10
Product: StAR-related lipid transfer (START) domain containing 10
Exons: 6
Coding region: 1136-1924 (262 amino acids)
Molecular function (GO): lipid binding
Source: RefSeq, a predicted model, not a curated record